GCUUCGCUUCUCCACAUAGCAGACAUUUGCCAUCGAUCCCAUUACUGAUAUUAUUACUGAUAUCAUUACUAUAAUAGCACAGUUAGAAGAGAAUCUUCCAUUGUGUUAGAAGUUCAUUUUUCUGUUUUUCUACAUUUUUUAGUGAAUCUUUGUAGUCUUACUGGUUAUGAUUUCGAUCUACUCCUGCUUCACGGCUCUUGUAUUUCUAGCUGGAAUUGCUCAAGCGUUCUACUUGCCGGGAGUGGCUCCUACUGAUUACAAGAAGGGCGAUGAUAUUCCGCUUUUGGUGAAUCGGUUGACUCCCUCGUUACACCACUUUAAAUCUUCGGCUUCUCGUCCUAAGUUGAAAGCAGACACCUUUGUCUACUCUUACGACUACUAUUACCCGAAGUUUCACUUCUGUCCACCAAAAGAUGGCAAGAUGAGCAAACAACUGGAAUCGUUGGGCUCCAUCAUCUUUGGUGACAGAAUCUUCAACUCGCCAUUUGAGAUCAAGAUGUUGGAGGAUAUCAACUGUAGGCAAGUUUGUAACCCUUCGUACUCCAAGACAGACUCAGUUUUCGUCAACAGAAACAUCAGAGCCAGCUACAACCAUAACUGGAUUGUAGACGGUUUGCCUGUAGCCAGCCAGGUUAUGGACCUAAGAACUAAAUCUGCCUUCUAUGGGUCUGGAUUCCCAAUUGGUGAAGUUGAUGAGUCUAACAACGCUAAUCUAUACAACCACUUUGAACUUAACAUCGAGUUCCACAGAAGAGGCGAAAACACUUAUAGAGUCGUUGGUGCGACCGUAAAACCAUAUUCGUUGGACAGAUCUGCUGUGUCCGAUACUGGUGAUCACUGUGCCUUGGAAGCAUUGCCUAAGGUAAGUUUGAAAAAGAAUUCAGACACGAAUGUUCUCUUCUCGUAUUCGGUACACUUUGAAGAAAAAGACACUGCCUGGGCAACCAGAUGGGAUAAGUACUUACAUGUAUACGAUCCUAAGAUCCAAUGGUUCUCGUUGAUUAACUUUUCUUUGAUUGUCAUCAUUCUCGGAAUCAUCAUCGCGCAUAUAUUGGUGAGAACCUUAAAGAGCGAUAUUGUUAAAUACAACGAAGUCAACUUGGACGACGACAUUUCUGACGAAAGCGGCUGGAAGUUGGUGCACGGCGACGUGUUCAGACCCCCAAAACAUAGAUUGGUGUUGUCUGUCUUGGUUGGCAGUGGUGUUCAGGUAUUCUUGAUGGUAUUUGUGACUAUUGCCUUUGCCCUUUUUGGAUUGUUGUCGCCUUCUAGUAGAGGAGCCUUGUCUACGUUCAUGUUUGUGGUGUUCAUGUUCUUCAGUAUCAUUUCUUCGUUUGUCUCUGGGUAUCUCUACAGGUUCUUUGGUGGUGACAAUUGGAAGUUGAACUUGAUCUUGACUCCUUUAGUUGUGCCUGGCACCAUGUUUGCUAUAUUGGUGUUCUUGAAUUUCUUCUUGAUCUACGUUGAAUCCUCCGGUGCUAUUCCUGCCGGAACCAUGUUGGCUAUCAUUGUUAUUUGGUUCUUGAUUUCAAUUCCUCUUUCUGUCGUUGGUUCACUUUUGGCGUCUAGAAAGCAGUUGCUUUCUGUCCCAGUGAGAACCAACCAGAUUCCAAGACAAAUUCCAACACAGCCUUGGUACUUAAGAACUAUUCCUGUUAUGCUCAUCUCAGGUAUCUUUCCCUUUGGUUCAAUUGCUGUAGAGAUGUACUUCAUAUAUUCUUCCAUCUGGUUCAACAGAAUCUUUUACAUGUUUGGAUUCUUAUUUUUCUGUUUCCUCUUGAUGGUGUUGACCACUUCAUUGAUAUCUAUCUUGCUGAUCUACUAUACCUUGUGCUCUGAAAACUACAAGUGGCACUGGAAGUCUGUCUUCAUUGGAGGCAGCUGUGCCGUGUAUGUUUUCUUGCACUCAUUGUUCUUGACAGGAGGUGAGAGAUUGGGUGGAUUGACCUCGUUCGUGUUGUACACUGGCUACUCCAUUAUGAUUUCAUUGCUUGUUUUCUUGAGUUGCGGAGCCAUUGGGUUUAUCAGUAACUUAUUCUUUGUGAGGGCCAUCUACUCGCAAAUCAAAAUAGAUUAACCUAGCCUCUAAAAAGUAACAGGAAGCAAUCCGAGUAGUGAAUCUAUUAUCCAAUCACAGGAGUAUAUACAUAUACUUUUUCUACACAUUGCAAUCAAUGCUUCAAAGACAGGAACAUAUAUGUUAUAUAUAAUACAAAUAGCACAAUAGCAUGAUAAAUCAUUAUUAUACAAACUAUUAACAGUGACCAAGGUCAACCCCUUUAUCAUACUAUUCCCGUUUUUACUAUUAUUACAGCUAUAAUAGCCACCAUUAUAUUAUUGUUGUUAUCAUCAUCUUCAUUAACGGAUCUUUUCUUCAGCUUUUUGGUCUUCGUUACGGAUGUUUCUAUAUAAGCUCUUUCGAGUCUUUGCAGUGACUAGUACCAUCCGUCAAUGUUCUCCUUUUCCACAAAAGGAAGAAUACCCGUUGUGAAUUCCUCAGACCAGAUCUGGAGGCUAUUCUUGAGUCUGGAGUCAUUGACGUUUGACACCAGCGUUGGACCUGAGCUAUUGAGGAUGUUUUGGAGGCUGAAAUUGAACUUGUAGCUGUUUAUUUUGUUUCGGAUUAAAUUAGUCGAAAUGGUUCCCAACUGCAAGUUGAUGAGGUUCAAGUUCAACAAGUUGAACGAGAUAGACAAGUCGUUGUUGAUCUUGAUGCAACGGUUCAUCAAGUCUCCAUGGCCAUGUCCUGAAGUAGAAGAGCCAUUUUGCGACAGCUGGAUGAGGUUGAUGAGGCUGUCGAUGAUCAUCUUGCUGAGUUUGAUCAAUUUGAAAAGCUGGCCAAUAGUAAUGUUCAACAAAGGAUUGAUGAAAAUGUUACCAUUGCUGCUAUCCGCACUAGAAUUUUGUUCUCUAUUCAAAGAAGCUAGUGGACCAUUUUCGUUUCCUGAAC
Molecule: messenger RNA, 2950 nt
Organism: Scheffersomyces stipitis CBS 6054
Lineage: Eukaryota; Fungi; Ascomycota; Pichiomycetes; Serinales; Debaryomycetaceae
Gene: EMP70
Product: Emp70p
Exons: 1
Coding region: 167-2077 (636 amino acids)
Biological process (GO): protein localization to membrane; vacuolar transport
Cellular component (GO): endosome; fungal-type vacuole membrane
Source: RefSeq, a predicted model, not a curated record